Messenger RNA from Daphnia magna, 2429 nucleotides. Its product is annotated as V-type proton ATPase catalytic subunit A. Bases 155 to 2020 code for a protein of 621 amino acids. The record is from RefSeq and is a predicted model, not a curated record. Lineage: Eukaryota; Metazoa; Arthropoda; Branchiopoda; Diplostraca; Daphniidae. The transcript has 12 exons. Gene Ontology annotation, biological process: proton transmembrane transport; ATP metabolic process. Gene Ontology annotation, molecular function: ATP hydrolysis activity; ATP binding; proton-transporting ATPase activity, rotational mechanism. Gene Ontology annotation, cellular component: lysosomal membrane; proton-transporting V-type ATPase, V1 domain.
UCUUUUUCUCUGCUCAAGUCGCGUGACCACUCAGCUGACUCUGACACCCCAUGACUAGGAUUCCGACUUGAUUCGAGAGCGAUUCACUCGAUACCAAAGUCUUGUCAUCAGCUUCCUCGUUUUAAAGCUCACUUGAACAAAACUUCUUGCAAAAAUGGCAGGUGCUAUGGAUAGAGCGGCGAAGCUGCCCAAACUUGAAGAUGAAGAAAUGGAAUCAAAGUACGGAUACGUCUAUGCGGUUUCCGGCCCUGUUGUGACUGCCCAGAAGAUGUCUGGUUCAGCUAUGUACGAAUUGGUGCGAGUUGGCUAUUCUGAACUUGUAGGAGAAAUUAUUCGUUUGGAAGGGGACAUGGCCACCAUCCAGGUAUACGAAGAAACCUCAGGUGUCACAGUAGGAGACCCCGUUCUAAGAACAGGCAAGCCUUUGUCCGUGGAACUUGGUCCUGGCAUCAUGGAAUCUAUUUUCGACGGUAUUCAACGUCCACUUAAGGACAUCAACGAACUCACCCAAAGUAUCUACAUUCCACGUGGUGUUAAUACGCCAGCAUUGAGCGUCACCGCGGAAUGGGAUUUUAAGCCGUGCAACAUUAGGGUUGGAAGCCAUGUAACCGGUGGCGAUAUCUACGGAACGGUUUUUGAAAAUCGGAUGGUUAAACAUAAAAUGAUGCUUCCUCCGCGUGCGAGAGGUACCGUUACAUGGAUCGCUUCUCCUGGACACUACCAUGUUACUGAUAAAAUCUUGGAGGUUGAAUUUGAUGGUGAAAAGACCGGUUAUUCCAUGUUACAAGUGUGGCCGGUACGUCAACCGCGUCCAGUAGUUGAAAAGCUUCCAGCCAAUUAUCCUUUGUUGACAGGACAGCGUGUGUUGGAUGCUCUUUUCCCCUGCGUCCAAGGUGGUACAACUGCCAUUCCAGGCGCCUUUGGUUGCGGUAAAACUGUCAUUUCGCAAUCACUGUCCAAGUACUCGAACUCUGACGUAAUCAUUUACGUUGGUUGUGGUGAGCGUGGUAACGAAAUGUCUGAAGUACUUCGUGAUUUCCCUGAGUUGACAUGCGAGGUUGAUGGCAUUACCGAAUCUAUCAUGAAGCGUACAUCCCUGGUAGCAAACACCUCAAACAUGCCCGUGGCUGCCCGUGAAGCUUCCAUCUAUACGGGUAUCACCUUGUCUGAAUACUUCCGUGACAUGGGCUACAACGUCUCCAUGAUGGCCGACUCUACAUCACGUUGGGCAGAGGCUCUUCGUGAAAUUUCCGGUCGUCUUGCUGAAAUGCCUGCCGACAGUGGUUAUCCAGCAUACUUAGGUGCUCGUUUGGCCUCCUUCUAUGAGCGUGCCGGUCGUGUCAAAUGCCAGGGUAGCCCGGAACGUGAAGGCUCUGUGUCAAUCGUCGGUGCCGUAUCUCCACCUGGUGGUGACUUUUCAGAUCCCGUUACAUCCGCUACGCUGGGUAUUGUCCAAGUAUUUUGGGGUCUUGACAAGAAAUUGGCCCAACGUAAGCACUUCCCCUCUGUCAAUUGGCUAAUCUCGUACAGCAAAUAUAUGCGGGCUUUGGACGAUCACUACGAGCGUCAUUUCCCCGAGUUUGUCCCUCUUCGUACCAAGGUUAAGGAGAUUCUUCAGGAGGAAGAAGAUCUUUCCGAAAUCGUUCAACUUGUCGGCAAAGCCUCUCUUGCUGAAACAGAUAAGAUUACCCUGGAAGUCGCCAAAUUACUAAAAGACGAUUUUCUACAACAGAAUGGAUACUCGGCUUACGAUCGUUUCUGUCCUUUCUACAAAACUGUGGGUAUGCUACGAAACAUGGUUGGUUUUUACGACAUGGCCCGACAUGCAGUCGAGUCCACUUCCCAGUCAGAUAACAAGAUCACUUGGGGAACAAUCCGUGAAUCUAUGGGCAAUAUCCUAUACCAGUUGUCAUCCAUGAAGUUUAAGGAUCCGGUUAAAGACGGAGAGGCUAAAAUCAAGCAAGACUACGACGAACUGCAUGAGCAGAUGCAACAGGCCUUUAGGAAUUUGGAAGACUAAAAAGAUACAAUAACCACCCUGUGUGUUAGUUUUCCUCUUCGCAGAUUAUAAAGAAACAUCCGUAGCUCAUUCUGCGUUUCUUAAAAAAUUGUUUCGCAGCCAAGGCAGGUCUCUGUCAUUAGUUGACUUUUUUUUUAUUUUAUCUACUUGUUUUCUUGUGUGUGUGUAUAUGAUUUAUUUUGGAUUUUUUUUCUUGGUCCUGGAACACAAUAAUUCCAUUUUUGUCAUAUGAAAGAGCCAUCACCCAAAUUCGAUAAUUGUUGUUACAGAGCAUAACAAAUCUAGGAGAUUAAUGCAUGGAACAUUCCUGAUGGACAAAGUGCGUCUUGUUUCGGAUCACGUAUUGGAGGAAAUAACUUUUCUCUCUAUUCGUAUUUCUAUGGGUGUUCAAUAAAACUGCGAAAUUAGA